Molecule: messenger RNA, 1840 nt
Organism: Asparagus officinalis (garden asparagus)
Lineage: Eukaryota; Viridiplantae; Streptophyta; Magnoliopsida; Asparagales; Asparagaceae
Exons: 4
Coding region: 890-1750 (286 amino acids)
Source: RefSeq, a predicted model, not a curated record
CACAACCGUCGCUGACAAUCUCGUUCGAUCUCGUUGUCGCCUCCGAACGCCCAACCCCAUGAAUCACGUUCGAUCUCAAUCUCGUUGUCGCCUACGCCGACGACCGCCAUGACACCGCUGAAAAUUCCCCCCGAUAUUGCGUUGGAAACCGUAAACGAGGCUUGGUUGGAAUCGGAUCUGUGAUAAGGGGGAGCUUGAUGUCGUCGAGGUGUCGAAGUUGAAGGGCGCGGAGGCUCGUCGGUGGUUUGCGAGGCAGCUUAUGUUGCCAGAGUGGAUGAUUGAUGUUCCUCCUAACCUUGAUUCUGAUUGGUUGUGUUGGAGUUGCAAGAUGACGGGAAAUUGGCUACCUCAGAUUAUCCUCCUGUAGUGCUCGGUUGCAGCGAUGCUAGAAAUGAGAAAAUGAUGAAAACUUGUUCGAGUAUAUCUGUUCUCCCAAGACCGCCACUAUCAAUUUCACAGGUGUAUCUAAUACCCUUUAUGCACUAAUUUUGAACAAUUCCCUGGUAACUCUAGGAUUUCCUUCCUACUAUUAAAUCUAUAAUUUGCACUUUUCGGUAUAUUGGUAGAUGUCAAAUAAGGCACGGUGGUCAGUUAUGCAAUCGUACAAUCUCCUCAAGUAUCACAAGCGCGCGCACAGAGCUGCAGUUAAAGCUUUGGAGAGCAAACACAGCCUUGGCGUUGUCAUCAGAAGGAUAGAAGAAGCCAUGUCCUCCCAUAGCUGACAGCAUAAAUUUCAAGUUAUUUCAAAAGGGAUUCUCAGAAGCUCCAGACUAUCCUGGUAUAAUAAGUUUCGAGAACUUGUGCAGAUAUGGAAAAAGAAAAGAAACCGGAUGAAUAAGUGUCAAUUAAUAAAGCUCAGUCUAGCCCAUGCCUCAUCUUCUUUUAUGAAAUGAAGAAGCAAAGAUAUCAAACCUUCUUCAAUCUUUCUAAAGGAUGUUAUAUUCGGAAUAUUGAACAGAUGCAAAAUGGCAUGUGUUUUCCAACUCCUCAGGGAUGGAUGCUAAUUGUUCACCCACACGGUAAACAGUACUGUUGCUUAUUCGACCCUCUCACUAUGUCGAAGAAAAACCUACCUUCCCUGCAACAGGAAGCUAGUCCUGUCACCAACCUUACAUGCACCUUAUCCUCUUCUCCAACAGAUGAAAAUUGCACGGUAUUAUGCGCUGACAUGGGGAAAAGAUUACUCUUCUUCUGUCAAGAUGGAGAUAGAAAAUGGACUCUUUACAAGUACAACCUCGGAGAUAACUAUCUUUCAAAUGUUGCAACUUAUGAUGGAAAGUUCUAUGGUCUUACGUUGCAAGAUAACUUUGCAACAAUUGAUUGCUCCCCAAACCCUCGAAUAAAUAUAUUGGAACCAUUGAAUAUUCAUUGGCCCGUUGGGGCGUCUACAAGAAUAUCAUACCUGGUUGAAUCUUUCGGCGAGAUGUAUUCAGUUGAUUGCUUUAAAAGGGCUCACAAAUCAAAUAAAACCACGCAUAUUUCGGUCAAGAAGAGAGACUCGUCGAGACAAGCAUGGGAUACAGUUUACAGUAUUGGCGGGAGGGUGAUCCUAUUAGGAAGUGAUGAUUCUUCAGCGUCGUGGUCUGCGAGUGAACUUGGCGUCAAGGGAGAUUGCAUAUAUUAUGUAGAAACUGAUGAUAAGCGUGUGUAUUGUUUCGACCUGGAGGAAGGAUGCACUUCAGUUUAUAUGCCUUGCUCUCGUCUUCAGCCUUCGGGACUUACACCCAUCUGGAUAUUGCCUGCAUCAUAAGUGAUGCCGUCGCUAGCUUCGUGUCAUUAUAGGUUCCAUUUUGUAUUGCUCACAUUAAUUAUGACCUUAUAAAGUGCUAUUUCGCAUUGA